This is a messenger RNA of Puntigrus tetrazona (Sumatra barb), 946 nucleotides long. RefSeq names its product dual specificity phosphatase 29 (gene dusp29). The transcript has 3 exons. Lineage: Eukaryota; Metazoa; Chordata; Actinopteri; Cypriniformes; Cyprinidae. The record is from RefSeq and is a predicted model, not a curated record. Gene Ontology annotation, molecular function: protein tyrosine/serine/threonine phosphatase activity; MAP kinase phosphatase activity. Bases 247 to 834 code for a protein of 195 amino acids. Gene Ontology annotation, biological process: negative regulation of MAPK cascade; protein dephosphorylation. Gene Ontology annotation, cellular component: cytoplasm.
GCCCGUCGUCAGACCAAAGCAGUCGACUCAGUUCAGCACCUCCCGAACCAACCUGAACAAAAAAAAAAAGCAGAGAGAGACAGAAAUAACGAUAGAAGCGAUACCGAGACUCUUGAGGAUGAUCCAAGAACUGUUGAUUAACGUGAAAUAAGACGUAGUUCUGCAUUCGGCCUGGUUUUCAUCUCAGCUACCUUUGGGUCUCACGUUUACCUUCUCGUGCUGUUUUAAUCGAAUGUGGGGUUGAAGAUGACCUCAAGGAGGAAGUCUGAGGUUUCUGAAGAGAAAGAGGAAUAUGUGACACCAAACGGCUAUGAGCUGGAGAAACACCUCACACACGGCAGCGUCGCCUACACACACGUCAAUGAGGUCUGGCCCAACGUCUACAUAGGAAACGAAGAAACAGCAAAGGACCGAUACAAGCUGAAGACGAUGGGCAUCACGCACAUCCUGAACGCUGCUGAGGGCGAGUGGAACAGUGUGGAUACCGGGGCUGAAUACUACAGAGACAUGGACGUGCAUUACUACGGGAUCAUGGCCGAGGAUGUUCCUACAUUCAACCUCAGCCAGUAUUUCUAUUCUGCUGCAGAUCACAUCCACCAGACCCUCACAAACCCCCAGAAUAAGCUUCUGAUUCACUGCGUGAUGGGUCGCAGUCGCUCCGCCACGCUCUUCCUGGCCUACUUGAUGAUCUACGAGAACAUGACGGUCGUAGACGCCAUCGACCACGUCAAACGCCGGCGCCGCAUCAUCCCGAACUGGGGCUUCCUGAAGCAGCUGAGAGAGCUGGACACACACCUGCUGGAGCAGAGAAGAGCUCCAAGCACAGACACUUAAACACAAACAACAUUUACAACAACAUGAGAGCCAUUUCUGUUUACAGUGUUUAGGUUUCAGUUAUCUUCAGGUUUAGUCUGGUUCUAUGCAAAUAAACAGAACAGAAAGCUUU